AUGCAAGACUUCCCUCAUGAAGAUAAGAAAAGCUCAUCAGAGCACAUCCACAUCGAGAACAAAGACUCCCUCGAAAGUAUCGCCCAACUCGCCGCCGAAACAGAGCAUCGUCAAACAUUCUGGCAAGCUCUCAAAACCGAAAGGAAAUCCGUCUUUUGGUCCGUAGCCGUAUCGACGGCAAUUAUCAUGGAAGGAUAUGACAUUGUCCUCGUCACGUCUCUCUUCGCGCAACCAGCCUUCUCGAAACACUAUGGUAUUCAGACUGGUGAUGAUUGGCAGAUCCCAGMACAAUGGCAGUCGGCUUUGGGGAGUGCUCCUAUUAUCGGAGCGGUCCUGGGGGCUUUCUUGAAUGGCUGGCUCACGUACAAAUUCGGAUAUCGGAAGGUAUUGCUGGCGUCGCUGGUGGCAAUCACUGUUUUCAUCUUCCCGCUCUUCUUUGCGCCCUCCUUGGCCGUGCUACUGGUCGGUUUGAUUCUCUGUGGUAUUCCGUGGGGCGUGUUUGCAAGUAUGGCUCCUGCGUACGCUUCUGAGAUCUGUUCCAUGACUUUGAGAGGCUACUUGACCGUAUACAUCAAUCUUUGCUGGGCCCUGGGACAACUGAUCGCGGCUGGGGUUUUGACUGGUUUCAACUCCGGCACGACCACACUGGCAUUCAGAAUCCCAUUCGCCAUUCAAUGGGUCUUUCCCAUCCCCCUCUUCACUCUCAUCUGGUUCGCUCCGGAGUCUCCAUGGUGGCUGGUCCGAAAGGGCCGCAUUGACCAGGCGAGACUAUCGCUACAAAGACUGUCUUCCACAGAAGCUACACUCGCAACAGAAGAUACUCUCGCUCUGAUUAGACAUACCAUGGAGAUUGAAGCCGAGUCUCAAGGUGGCUCCAGCUACUGGGACUGCUUCAAAGGCGUCGACCGCCGACGCACCGAAAUUGUGUGCAUGACAUUUGCCGCGCAGGUCUGGUGUGGGAGUCCACUCGGCGGCACGCCCGUCUACUUCUUCACGCAAGCCGGUCUUUCUUCCGAMCAUUCCUUCAAAUUCAGCGUGGGUGGGCUUGGUCUAGCGAGUAUAGGCACCAUUGUCUCAUGGUUUCUCAUCUCUCGCUUCGGUCGCCGCACGCUGUAUGUGGUAGGACUCGGUGGCUUGACCGGUCUCCUUGUCCUGGUCGGAAUCCUGGCAUCCGUGUCUAAUACCAGUGCUUCAUCCUACGGUCAGGCGGGUCUCGUGGUUGUCUGGCUCUUGUUAUACUAUCUCACCGUCGGCCCAGUUUGCUACGCCAUCAUCUCCGAAACAUCAGCGAUACGCCUUCGAAAUAAAUCGGUCUGUCUCUCGCGAAUCGCGUACUACGUCUCGCAGGCGAUUGGGAAUGUCAUUCAACCAUAUAUGAUCAACCCCACUGCGGCCGGGUGGCGUGGGAAAACUGCAUAUUUCUGGGCAGGCACUUGUCUUGUUUUCUUCGCCUGGGCACUUUUUCGUCUGCCCGAGACGCGCAAUCGCUCUUACGAGGAGCUAGACCUCUUGUUCCAGGCCAAUGUAAAAGCCGCAAAAUUCGCGACGACACAGGUAGAUCCCUACGCCGCGAGGGAGGAACGUGUCAAGACUGAGUGA
Messenger RNA from Ramularia collo-cygni, 1599 nucleotides. RefSeq names its product probable maltose permease (MalP). Gene Ontology annotation, biological process: transmembrane transport; carbohydrate transport. The record is from RefSeq and is a predicted model, not a curated record. The transcript has 3 exons. Gene Ontology annotation, molecular function: carbohydrate:proton symporter activity. Gene Ontology annotation, cellular component: membrane. NCBI's taxonomy places the organism in Eukaryota, Fungi, Ascomycota, Dothideomycetes, Mycosphaerellales, Mycosphaerellaceae. The coding region runs from base 1 to 1599 and encodes 532 amino acids.